GCAAAAUGUUGUAGUUUUGUAUGUUGUUCCAUCACUAGUUUGUUGCACUACUCAUAUGGAAAGAAUCCCUGGAGUGUGUUUUAUUGCUGAUUUGAUUUGAUCUGUAGUUUCAGAAGAGUCUCCAGCAAAAAGUCCAGAUGAGAUUCAACAGAUCACUGAGAUGGAGAGGAAAGACCAGAUCAGGCUGGUUCUUCUGGGAAAAACUGGAUGUGGGAAAAGUGCCACUGGAAACACUAUCAUCGGCAGAAAAGUGUUUGAUUCUUCAGCCGCUUCAAACUCUCAGACCAAACGGUGUCAGUCAGAAACUACAGUGAGGAUGGGUAAAGAAAUAUCAGUGAUUGACACUCCUGGACUUUAUGAUACUGAACUCAGUAAACAGCAGGUUCAAAGAGAAAUAGUGAAAUGUGUAACAUUCACCUCUCCUGGACCACAUGCUUUUAUUAUCAUCAUUAGAGUGGGUCGAUUCACUGAGGAGGAGAAAAAUACAGUGCAACAUCUCAAAGAAGUGUUUGGAGAACAGAUACUAAAAUAUACCAUGAUCCUCUUCACUUACAAAGAUCAGUUAGAGAAGCAAAAUGAAACCAUUGAGCAGUAUCUGCAGAGAGGUGAUCCAGAUCUUAAAGAACUU
Messenger RNA from Sinocyclocheilus grahami, 628 nucleotides. Its product is annotated as GTPase IMAP family member 4-like. The record is from RefSeq and is a predicted model, not a curated record. The transcript has a single exon. Lineage: Eukaryota; Metazoa; Chordata; Actinopteri; Cypriniformes; Cyprinidae. The annotation marks the transcript as partial. Gene Ontology annotation, molecular function: GTP binding.